Acanthopagrus latus (yellowfin seabream) is the source of this 1205-nucleotide messenger RNA. RefSeq names its product RNA polymerase III subunit GL b (gene polr3glb). The transcript is spliced from 8 exons. The record is from RefSeq and is a predicted model, not a curated record. Gene Ontology annotation, cellular component: RNA polymerase III complex. The coding region runs from base 169 to 867 and encodes 232 amino acids. NCBI's taxonomy places the organism in Eukaryota, Metazoa, Chordata, Actinopteri, Spariformes, Sparidae. Gene Ontology annotation, biological process: transcription by RNA polymerase III.
AGAAGAAGAAGAAGAAGAAGAAGAAGAAGAAGAAGAAGAAGAAGAAGAAGAAGUUUUGGCGCGCUGGUGGAUGUAAACAAAGAUGUUUUGUUGCGGACAGGAUGAUCCGCCUCAUGUGAAGAUGAAAGUGUUCGGAGGGAAACAACCGGAGUAGAGCUGAAGGUUAUAAUGGCGGGUCGGGGUCGUGGGCGGGGCCGGAGGAUGAUGACGUUCAGUGUGGAGGCGGUCGGCAUCAACAGAGGAGACAGUUUACCUCCAUCCAUCCAACAGCCCACUCCUCUGUUUCCUGUGAUGGAGCAGAAGCCCCUCCCCCUGACAGGAGGUGAGGAGGCGGAGUAUCUGUUAGCUCUAAAACAGGAGUUCAGAGGAGCUAUGAAGAGUCUGCCCUGCUUCAUCCAACCAGCUGCUGCACUCAGAGAUGUGGAGAGAUACUCUGAUAAAUAUCACAGCAGCGAGCAGACGGACGCACUGACGGAGUGGACACCAGAUUGGAAAAAAUUCCCCAAAGAACUCAGAGUCCACGUAAAGAAGGCUGCCAGGAUGGGCGUCUCAGCAGCAGUCAGUUACUCUGACAGAGUUCAGUCAUCUCAGAAGAAGAACAAAGUCAAAGACAAACAGGAGGUGCUUCUCAAACUUGAGACUCUGGAGAAGAAGGAGGAGCAGGGGAGCUCCGGGGAGGAGGAGGAGGAGGAGGAAGAGGGAGAAGAGAAGAAGAAGAAGAAACAGGAGGAGGAGGAGGCUGAGGGAGAGGAGGAAUACGACGAGGAAGAGUUUGAGGAGGAGACAGAUUACGUCAUGUCUUACUUUGAUAACGGGGAGGAGUUUGGAGGCGACAGUGAUGACAACAUGGACGAGGCUAUUUACUGAAACACCAGCACUCAACACGCACGUGUCCAUUUUGAUAUCAACCUUCAUCACUUCUCAUGUGUCGGUGUGCAGAGAAACCGUCCAGCAGCUUUUUGACUUUUUAACUGUUUUAUAGAAACACUCAAUGUUUCUGUUGACGUCAGAGAGACAUGACGUCUGAGACGCGCGACGUCAUCAGACACAUGACGACAGAGAGAUGUGACGUCAGACUGCCACUCUGAAAUGUUUUAUAAGAUUUUGUAUCAAGUUUUAUCAUUGUUGUAGAGAGAAGUGACUUCAAUGUUUGUUCUGCUGGAUAAUAAAGUGCAGCUACAGUAGCUCAGCAGGUAGAGCAGGUA